Theobroma cacao (cacao) is the source of this 2660-nucleotide messenger RNA. Its product is annotated as carbon catabolite repressor protein 4 homolog 1-like. Gene Ontology annotation, molecular function: 3'-5'-RNA exonuclease activity. The record is from RefSeq and is a predicted model, not a curated record. Lineage: Eukaryota; Viridiplantae; Streptophyta; Magnoliopsida; Malvales; Malvaceae.
UCUUCUCUAUAAAUAUAUAAAAUAAACACUUUCCUUUUCACUUCCUCUGUAAAACCCUAAUUAUCAUUCGAUCUCUUUCUUUCCCUCUUUCUUUCCUUCGUUCUCCCAAAAAUCUCAGCUUUUCUUUUUCGCUUCUUUCAAUCUUUCGAUCAUUUCUUUUCGAAACCCUAAAUCUUGUUACAAGAUCUGUUGGUAGCUUUACAUUUUCUUUUUCUUGGAGAUUAUAAUUGGCAGGUUUUCUAGGGUUCCUUUAAUUGGAAAAGAGAGGGUGAUUUUGGGUCAAGGCUGGCGGGUUUUCGGGUGAAGUAAAUGGCGGAUCCGCCUGGACUCCGCCCCUAUAAGAUUGCUAAUCUUUUGGAAGACAUUUCUUGUUUCGCUGCUGCUGUUUCUAGGUUUAGUGUGGGAUUGGAUUCGAUAGGGUUGCAAAGCGGUGAACGUUGCGAACUGUGACAGACAAAGGAAGCCGGAGAAGUUAAAGCAUGCUGAGCGUGCUACGGGUGCACCUCCCUUCUGAUAUUCCAAUUGUUGGCUGCGAGCUCACGCCUUACGUGCUCUUGCGCAGACCGGACAAGAGCGUUACCACCGAUGAUGUGCCCGAGUUGGCCCCUCUUGAUGGUCAUUUCUUGAGGUACAAGUGGUAUCGUAUACAAAGUGAUAGAAAAGUUGCUGUCUGUAGUGUACAUCCCUCCGAGCAAGCCACAUUGCAGUGCCUAGGUUGUGUUAAGGCUAAAAUACCUGUUGCUAAAAGUUAUCAUUGCUCUCCUAAAUGCUUCUCAGAUGCAUGGCAGCAUCACCGUGUUCUACAUGACCGUGCUGCAAGUGCUGUAAACGAAAAUGGAAAUGAGGAGGAAGAGAUAUUUGGCCGUUUCAAUAGCUCAGGAUCUGGAGUUAUUAAUGCUAGCUUAACUGGUUCGGCGUCAAGCACUAGCUUGACCAAUGGCUCAACACCUCUAUACCCUGCUGCAGUUACACAGAGAAGUGGUGGUGAAACCUGGUUUGAAGUUGGACGCUCUAAAACAUAUACACCAACAGCAGAUGAUAUUGGCCAUGUUCUCAAGUUUGAGUGUGUUGUCGUAGAUGUGGAAACUAAACUACCUGUGGGACAUCCCAAUACUAUUUUGACUUCUCGUGUUAUUCCAGCACCUUCCCCUAGUCCUCGGCGCUUGAUCCCGGUGAGCGGAGCUGAUAUGAUGGGGCAUCUAGAUUCAGAUGGCCGUAUUUCCUCCUCUGGAACGUUUACUGUUCUGUCAUACAACAUUUUGUCUGACUCAUAUGCCAGUAGUGAGUUAUACAGUUAUUGCCCUUCAUGGGCUCUUUCUUGGCCAUAUCGCAGACAGAACUUGUUGCGGGAAAUCGUUGGUUAUCGUGCAGACAUUGUCUGUCUUCAAGAGGUGCAAAGCGACCAUUUUGAAGAAUUUUUUGCCCCUGAGCUGGACAAACAUGGGUAUCAAGCUUUAUACAAGAGGAAGACUAAUGAGGUUUAUACUGGAAAUACCCAUACAAUUGAUGGCUGUGCAACAUUUUUCCGUAGAGAUAGAUUUUCCCAUGUCAAAAAAUAUGAGGUUGAAUUUAAUAAGGCUGCUCAAUCUUUGACUGAGGUUGCAGUUCAAACUACUCAGAAGAAAGCUGCUUUAAAUCGAUUGGUUAAGGAUAAUGUUGCUCUAAUAGUGGUUUUGGAAGCAAAGUUUAGUAAUCAGGGAGCUGACAAUCCUGGGAAGCGGCAGCUUCUUUGUGUGGCAAACACACAUGUAAAUGUUCAACAAGAGCUAAAGGAUGUCAAAAUCUGGCAGGUGCAUACUCUCUUAAAGGGCUUGGAAAAAAUAGCCGCAAGUGCAGACAUUCCAAUGUUGGUGUGUGGGGAUUUUAAUUCAGUUCCUGGAAGUGCUCCCCAUUCACUUCUUGCUAUGGGAAAGGUAGAUCCACUACAUCCAGAUUUAUUGAUAGAUCCUCUUGCAAUUUUGCGUCCUCACAGCAAGUUGACUCAUCAGUUGCCAUUGGUUAGUGCUUACUCAUCCUUCGCAAGAGGUGUUGGUCUUGGUUUGGAACAACAGAGAAGAAGAAUGGACCCCACAACUAAUGAACCGUUAUUCACAAAUUGCACUAGAGAUUUCAUCGGCACCCUAGAUUACAUAUUUUACACAGCGGACUCUUUAACAGUGGAGUCCUUAUUGGAACUCUUGGACGAGGAUAGCUUGAGGAAAGACACAGCCCUACCGUCUCCAGAGUGGUCGUCCGAUCAUAUAGCACUGCUAGCUGAAUUUCGGUGCAUGCCUAGGCCUAGACGCUGACACUUUAAGCUGCUGCAUGUUGUAUAGGUCUUGGAGACGCCCAAGAAAAUGGCCCAGAGAAGCCGAUGGAUACAGAUAAGUUAUUGUAAGAAUGGUAGAUCGUGCUCCCUGUGUUUUAAGGUAUCUCUUUGAGGGAUCCUUGCUGUGAUCUGCUGCUUUGUACUAUGUCACACCUUUGUUUCAUAGAAAAUCAUUAUGCCUUUGUCAAUUUCUUUUCUUUCUUUUUUCAAUAGAAAUGUCCACCGGCUCAGUAUAAUUAGUCAAUUGUCCUGUACUUUAAAUUCCCUACAAAAAGCAAGUGGCCCUCCUCCUUUCAUCUUAAGUUCCAUGUUGCAUUUUCGUCUCCGAGGAAUAAUAUUCAAUUUUUUUUCC